Messenger RNA from Trichoplax adhaerens, 1317 nucleotides. RefSeq lists its product as uncharacterized. Gene Ontology annotation, molecular function: ATP binding; 5'-3' DNA helicase activity; ATP hydrolysis activity. Lineage: Eukaryota; Metazoa; Placozoa; Uniplacotomia; Trichoplacea; Trichoplacidae. The transcript is spliced from 11 exons. Gene Ontology annotation, cellular component: mitochondrion. The annotation marks the transcript as partial. Gene Ontology annotation, biological process: mitochondrial DNA replication. The record is from RefSeq and is a predicted model, not a curated record.
GUGGUAUUAACUGCAAAUGAAUUUGAUGCCAUGGCCAUUAAUCAAGGCACUGGAGUACCGGCGGUAUCCUUACCUAACGGAAACGUUCUUCUACCUGUUGAUCUUGUUCCACUAUUCGAACAAUUUAAGCGUAUUACUAUUUGGCUUGGCAAUUCGGUCAAAGAUAAACGUAUGGAAUUGCAAUUUGCCAAUAAAUUGCAAAGAGAACGUUGCUAUUUUUUACCAUCUACCUUAAAAGGUGAAUUUCCGACAGCAUUGGAAGCUUUAAAUCGGGGAGUGGACUUGAAGAAAGUUUUAAAUUCCGCUCAUGUCGUAGCACAUAAUCGAAUUGUGACCUUUACUGAUUUAAGACAAGAUGUAUAUAAUGAAUUCGCUAAUAGGGAACAAAUUAUCGGUGUACCAUGGCAGCGCCAUCCUGAACUAACGAAAAUCCUGAAAGGCCAUAGAAGAGGGGAAAUGACAAUUUUUACUGGGCCUACUGGUUCUGGUAAAACUACUUUUAUCAGCGAGAUUUCAAUAGACCUGUGCAAUCAAGGGGUCAAUACAUUAUUUGGAAGUUUCGAAAUUCGUAAUGUACGGAUUAUGAAGACCAUGAUGCGGCAGUUUUCAGGUAUAAAUUUCGAGGAAAAAAACAAAUUAGGUAAGUUCGAAAAGUACGCUACACAGUUUGAAAAAUUACCGCUGUAUUUCAUGCAUUUCUACGGCUCCCAGGAUAUUAAGCGCGUCAUUCAAACUAUGGAGCACGCCGCUUAUAUCUUCGACAUUGAACAUAUUAUAGUAGAUAACUUACAGUUUUUACUGAAUGUUGAUACCAGAGAUGACUUCGCAUUCAGACAACAAAAUUUAGCCUUAAGUUUGUUCCGAAGAUUUGCCUCGGAAAAAAAUGUGCAUGUAACUCUAGUAGUUCAUCCGCGUAAGGAAAAUGACGACACAGAUUUGCAAAUGGCGUCCAUCGGUGGAUCAGCGAAAGCCAGUCAGGAAGCUGAUAACGUCAUGAUCUUACAAAAUAUUCGAUACAAAGGAAAAUCAAUACAGGUAUUAAAAAAUCGCUUUGACGGUGACUUGGGCUCCUACAAGAUCAUGUUUUCUAAGGAAAAUUUAUGUAUGGGUUCCCGAUCUAAAAACUUCACGGCAAAGGCAUUAGAUGCUGCUAUAGCUAGUGAAGAAAUGUCGACACCGGAUGCGAAAAAAUCAUCGAAAAAGACUACUACAACAGAAACAGGUGAAGAAAAGUCUUUACAGGAUGCAAAAAAACCAACAAGAAAAGUUGUCAAAGGUGUGCAAGUUAAAAAGCUGAAACUAACUGGCAAAAAUUAA